UGGAGAUUGCUUUCUGGUUUGAUUAAGGUCGACCUCGUUAUCACGUACAUGUCGAAGUCACCGGUGCCCUUUGUGUACUCUGUCUUCGUGCGGAAUGAGAAUCCGAGGUAUAGAUUCACAGCUGAAGAGACUGCACGCAUGCUUUCUAAGAACUGCGUGCAUCUGCUGCCUCCCCACCACUGGAGGAGAACGAAAAUGGUCGCCUGGGUAGUAUCCAACUGUCACCCUGCAAAUAAUAGGAUUGAUUAUGCAAACGCGAUUAACAACUUCAUUCCCGUAAGACAUGACAUGGUUCCGAUUGUGCUGGGUGCCUUCAAGGAAGACUAUGAAGGUCUGUUGCCUCCACGGUCGUACAUCAACGUGGAUGACUACAGGACGAUUCGCGAACUGACCGACUACCUACUCUACUUGGACAGGAAUGACACUGCCUAUGCAACCUACUUUGCCUGGAAGGAGCAUGGAAGCUUUCAUGUGCGUUUUGAGUACUGUUUCAAUCAAAAGUUAUUGCAAGGCGCGUGA
Molecule: messenger RNA, 519 nt
Organism: Hydatigera taeniaeformis
Lineage: Eukaryota; Metazoa; Platyhelminthes; Cestoda; Cyclophyllidea; Taeniidae
Source: the annotation of a GenBank genome assembly